GGCGGCGUGAAUAGCCGCUCUCUGGCAGCGCUCUCUCAGAGGGGCUGUCGUACCCUGACACCACUGCUGCUGAGGAGAUGCCUCUCCGCGCUGGCCUGUGGCUGCACUGGAUCCUUACCGUGGCUAUAGCAGCCCCCAGGUCCUCGGCCGCGGGGUACCGGGCGCUGGAAGGCGGGGCGGUCAGCCUGGCCUGCCGCUACUCGGUGAAGAGGUACGGGCUGAGCCGGGUGUGCUGGGGCCGGAACUGCGGCACGCUCUGGUGCAGCGACACCAUCGUCCAGACCGACGGCAGCCGCGUCAUCUCCAAAGUCUCGGACCGGUACCGGCUCAACGGAGACAUCCCGGCCGGACAGGUGGACCUGACCAUCUCCAGGGUGAGGCAAGCGGACAGCGGGUCAUACUGCUGCCGAGUGGACAUCGAUGGCUAUUUCAAUGACCAGAAGGUGUCUCACACCCUGCAGGUUCUCAAAGGCCGCUGUGCCCCGUGUCUGUCCCCUGCAGGAGGCCGGGUAGAAGCAGAGUCGCCCCGCCUGACUGAGGAUGAUGCCGCGAGGAACCCCAGCCUGCCCCGCUCCGGAGGCGUCGAGGAGAGCGCGAUUGUCACGCAGUCCUUGCAGAUCAAUGUCCCGGUGCUGGCUGGGUCCAUCACUGUGCUGCUGUUCCUGCUGCUGGCCAGCUCGCUGGCUCUCCUGGGCUUCCGACGUAGGUAUCCGACGUGGAUGAACGGGAAACGAGUCCUCCCACGAACCUUGGUGCUCCCGUUGUCUGCGCUGCUGGGUGGGGAACCGGGGGAACUGGCGAAGACCGUGUGUGUGGGCGACUGA
Messenger RNA from Lepisosteus oculatus (spotted gar), 824 nucleotides. Lineage: Eukaryota; Metazoa; Chordata; Actinopteri; Semionotiformes; Lepisosteidae. The record is from RefSeq and is a predicted model, not a curated record.